This is a messenger RNA of Candoia aspera, 1719 nucleotides long. RefSeq names its product vitamin K epoxide reductase complex subunit 1 (gene VKORC1). Lineage: Eukaryota; Metazoa; Chordata; Lepidosauria; Squamata; Candoiidae. Bases 37 to 543 code for a protein of 168 amino acids. Gene Ontology annotation, molecular function: vitamin-K-epoxide reductase (warfarin-sensitive) activity. The transcript is spliced from 3 exons. The record is from RefSeq and is a predicted model, not a curated record. Gene Ontology annotation, biological process: blood coagulation; vitamin K metabolic process; peptidyl-glutamic acid carboxylation.
UUAAGCAGCCAGUCUCUCCCCGCGGCGGGCGGCAGGAUGACGGUGCCCAGGUGGGAGCGCGCGGCCCGGCUGCUGCUCUGCGCGGCGGGGCUGGCGCUCUCUGUUUACGCCUUGCACGUGGAGACUUCCAAGGAGCGGGACGCCUCCUACCGGGCCAUGUGCGACAUCAGCGCCGAGAUCAGCUGCUCCCGCGUCUUCACCUCCAGGUGGGGUCGUGGUUUUGGCUUGGUGGCAGAUCUUCUGGGACCUCACAGCCUCUUCAACCAACCGAACAGUGUUUUUGGGAUCACUUUCUACAUCCUGCAGGUGCUUCUGGGUUUCUCUAACCACAGCCUGGCAGCCAUCGCUCUGUUGGGCUCUUCGUUUGUCUCCAUUGCUGGGUCUCUCUACUUGGCCUACAUCCUCUUUUAUGUGCUCCACGACUUCUGUGUGAUUUGCAUCAGCACCUACAUCCUCAACUUUGCUCUCCUGUUUAUCAACUACAAGCGCCUCGGCUACCUCAACCGUCCACAGCAGCCGAAGAUGAAGGCCAAGAGGCACUGAAUACCAUGUCGUCUUGGCCUGGACAGUCCAUGGACCUUGUUUUUCAAGGUGACCAAGUAGGCUUACACGGUUUGGAAACCAUCUCCAUCUUCUUUAAUCAGAUAGUCACAUUCUUCAGCAUGGCUCCCACCAUCCUUCGGACUCAAAACACUCAAGUACCUGAUCUCCACCUCCAGGAUGGCCUUGCUUAAUACAACUUUUGAAGAUUUUGGACCAUGAUAUAAAUGUGUCUUCCGAAGGAACAGGGGCUGCUUAAACAACCACCAUUUCACACUGAUAAUCAGGCCUGGUUUACUCUUCCCAUAAUUAAUUUCUUUUCCCUGGUUCCUACCCUGACCCUAUUAUUUGGCAGACAGAAACAGGGUACUCCCAAGUAGCAGAUAGCGUUAGUGCAUCAUUACAGAAACAUAGCAAGUUGCAAUAAUUAUUUUCAUUACAAUUAAAGCAGUACACAUUGUAGAUAAAUUAAAACUGACACUGGUCUAGGUUCAUAGUCCAAAUUACUAUGUUUAAUUGCAUUGUAAAAUGAAGAUUAUAAAUAGGGAUACAAACCCACCUAUAAAGUAUCUAUUUCCCCUGGAAAGAAGCAAACUCCAAAACAUUUCUUUCACUCUGUAUACAGAUGUUCUUGCAAAUCAAAAAUCCAGAGUUCUCAAAGAUAAGUCCAAGGGCAUUUUUCUUCAGUUGUGAAUUUGCAGAAAUUGAACGGUGACAUAUUCAACCAUUUAAAACAUAAAGCUAACAUGUUAGACUUAAAUUUGACAAAGAUUGUUUAGAUUACUAUUAUUUUAAACACUAGGACUGAUUUUGAUUUUCUCUGUUGGGCACCCAAAGUUUCAUCUCUGUGGAUAACAAAACAUAUUUGGCAGCCACUGGACUCAUUUUUCAUUUUGUUUUAUUAGAACCACUUUCUAGCUGACUAUUCCUGUUGCAGAGAAAAUUAGGCAGAAAGCAGAUCUGGGAUCUCUUUUGUAGAUUGUAAUUAUAACAAGCAACAUCUAUCCCCAUUCAUUUUUAGGUGGAAUAAUGAGUAGAGAGAUUUGAAAAAAUGGAGAACAAUUCCUGUUCUCUCAGCCAGCAGCAGGGGACACUGUCUGUCCAUUAAUGCAAUCAGCUCUGAAAGCUGUAGAAGUAAUGUUUUAUCCAGCCAAGAAAUAAAGGCAUCAAAGGCAAAAA